GGAUUUUUUCCCCUCGUUCAUCCACGUCCCCUCUCUCCCCUCCUCCUGCUCUCCUCCUCCUCCUCCUCCUCCUCUCCAACAAGCCAGUCGGUCUGUCAGUGCGCUGCGAGCAUUAAGGCAGGUCGAGCCAGAGGGAUUUGGAGCUGGAGAGACGGAUGAGAUUGCGCGUGAAGCGCGUUCAGCUCUCCAAAUGACGCGCGGCAUCAGAUAAACGCCAGACUGGGGACUCGAGCUCGCAACUAAAACCCUGUUUUAGGGCUCUUCAAAUUUGUCUUCAUUUAAGUUUGCGCGUUGGCCCUCGCGUGGCUUUUUCUGGCUCUUUUGGUUUGUUUCUCUCAGUUUUUCUGCUGUUGGUUUCUUGAUCUGACUCGGAUUUAUCACCCAUUUGGAUCUCAUUUAUUUCCAUUUUUAACGAAGGUCCAGUGAAAGAUUUGCGGAUUUACAGCCUCUUUCAAAAAAAAGAAGAGAAAGGAUUGUGAUGUGCAUGAGACUGAUCCCGCAGAGCCCCGCCGCGUCUUCGUGAGGAUGGAGCUGUGGACACGAGCGGACACAUCUUUUUCCUUUUAAACGUUUUAUCCUCGAGGUUUCGUCCUCCUGUCGGCGGUGUCUCCCCAGCACACGGACCCCUGCACCGCUCGGCCAGCCUGACAUGUCGGGAGGUAGAUGCUCUUGAGAGAAAACAAGGUAAUGGGAGAGAAAUCAGGCAGAGUCGGCAAGCAGAACAAGGGAACAUUGUUCGGGAAAAGACAAUCCCGGCGCACCGACACGCAUCACAAUUAGCUCCGUGGACGCGACAGCUCGUUCUGUGGAGUUUUAUUUCAACCCGAGGAGUUGAUUUGAACAAAAAAAGACUUUUAAUGAGAUAUUAAUGGGAAAGUCAUGGGAUUGGCACUGAAAUAGUAGCGACAAUCGUAGACGCGCAAAGAAAAGGGAAGAGAACCCAUUCCUGUCGUUUUUGGACAUCCAUGCGCACGGAUCGAGCAAGUUUCUCUUGCAGGUCGAGUCGUUUUUGGCACCAUUCGCUUUCUUUUGGAUCCAUGUGGUUGUGUGCAGCACUUUGACUGUGUGUACCGUCAGCCUGACCGGCUGGAGCGCCGCGCACCCAUUGUUGCUGGAUCUCCCCGCGCAGCCCAGAGCGCGCACCGCCGCGCAUUCCUGCUGGAUGGGGCCGCACAUGCUGGCUGUCGGGGUUGAAAUGGCGUUCCGAGGCAGCGGGAGUAGGUUGUGGAUCCUGCUGGUAUUCUUACUGGAUUUACUGGGCACGACGGCCAGCAACAUGGAGCCGAUCUACUGGAAUUCCCUGAACGAGAGGUUCAGGGAUUCCAAGGGCUACGUCCUGUACCCUCAGAUCGGGGACCGGCUGGACCUCAUCUGCCCCCCUCUGGACACGGCCAGGUCCACGCCAGAGUACGAGUUCUACAAGCUGUACCUGGUGUCGUCGCGGGAGCAGGCGGACCGCUGCGAGGUCAUGGGCGCCCCCAACAUCGUGCUCACCUGCGACGAGCCCACGCGAGAGCGCCGCUUCACCAUCAAGUUCCAGGAGUUCUCGCCCAACCUCUGGGGUCACGAGUUCAAGAGCAUGCACGACUACUACAUCAUCGCUACGUCAGAUGGGACGCGUCAAGGCCUGGACAGCAUGAGGGGAGGAGUGUGUGCUACGCAGGGCAUGAAGGUGGUCCUGAAAGUGGGGCAGAGCCCGUAUGGACUCCCCCCCAAGAAGGAGUCGGCGGGACACACCACCGGGGGAAUCCCAGGGGCCACAGGAAACUCCACCCAGUCUCACGGCUCUUUCGGAAACGGCGGGAGUAACGAGAACGGGCCUCUCCAGGCCUCUAACAUCGCCGUUAUCGCUGGUGCUGCCGGAGGCUCCGCCUUCCUCCUGCUGGUCACCGCGGUGAUCUGCGUGGUGUGCUACCGGCGGCGGCACGCCAAGCACUCGGACACCCACCACCCUCCGCUGUCCCUGUCCUCCCUCACCAGCCCCAAGCGGGGGGGCGGUGGCGGCCUCACCAGCUCCAACAACAACGGCUCGGAGCCCAGCGACAUCAUCAUCCCCCUGCGGACGUCGGACUCGGCCUACUGCCCGCACUACGAGAAGGUGAGCGGGGACUACGGCCACCCCGUCUACAUCGUCCAGGAGAUGCCGCCUCAGAGCCCCGCCAACAUUUACUACAAAGUAUGAGACCGCUGCUGCUCUGGCUCACUGGACACCCCCCCCCUCAACCCUCCACCCGUGACCAACCCAAACCCUCGAUCCCAAUGAAGCCACAGCAACACUUACCGCCACAGUUUCAACCCUGAUCGCCUCAGUACGACCAGUAUUGUCCCCCGGACCCUCCACAACCCCGGCCACAGUUGUGUUUCUAGCUGAAUAAACCCCCCCCCCCCAACCCCAUUACCACACAACCGGGCUGUUAAGGAUGUCUAAAGGGUAACGUAAACGUACAUAGCCCUACUUAACGAGGCCCUCGUGAACGGACAAGAGGCACUGAGUGCCCCCACCUUGUUAACUCAAAGCUAAAAAAAAAGACGAAACAGGAAAAAAAAAACAAAGAAGGCCCCGACACUUUUCUAAGAGUUCGGACCCGGCGCUGGGACAUACCGUGUUUCGGAGAAGGAAUAAAGAAUGAAAGGAACUUCAACUAAAAAAAGGACUGACCCCACUCUGGACCGGAGAACUCUGAACCUCAGAGGCCACUCGCCCCGCCCCUCAGACCUCUCAUCAGCCAAUCAGAGACCAGUGCCUGCCCCGCCCCCUCCCGCCCUUCUGAAGCGCUAUUGGCCGGCCAGAGGCCGGUCCCCGCCACUAACUCAACCGUAGGAUCCUAGUUUGUUUGUGUUUGUUUCUCCUGAGGGAACAGGGGCCUCGGACCCGCCCGGCGGGCGACCGAGCCCAGGCCCGAUGAGGUCUGACCAAUCGGUGACACUCAGAAUCUUGUAUAUUUUAAUAAAGUGCGUGUGUGAGAGUGUGUUCAAGUUGGAUAAUAAUUAUGGCGCUGCUGCUCCACAUUAGACGUGUGUGCUUCAGCAAGUGUGUGCGCGCGCGUGUGUGUGGGGUCCAGUUUGUGUGUGUGGGUGCUUCGUAUGUGCGUGACUGUGCGUACGUGUGUUCUUUAGACUUGUCUUAAAUACCAAAACACAAAAUAGUGAGCGAAUAUCAAAAAAAAAAGUUAGAUUUUUUUAUGUCUAUCAACACUUAUAGAUUAUAUAUAUGAAUAUCCAGUAAUAAUUUCUAGAUGUUUUUUUCAGUUUUUCUAUUGUUUUAUUAUUUUUACCAGCUCUGUUACGCUACUCUUCUGUUGCUAGGCAACUUUCACUGAUAUUUUUGUUUUUCACCUAUUUUUCAAUGAGCUGAUUUCCUGCCUCCUUUGCGUUGUAUAUUAAUUUAACCCCUUGUUUGAUUUUCCUGGGGCAAACAGAAGUUGCUCCUCUUUUCUGCCCCCCCCACCCACCCUUCCUGCCCCCUAGGGUCUGCUCUGUGUAUAUUUUUAUAGCUCCUUGUACUAUGCUGUAGUUUUGAGGUCUAGACCUCUUUCGUGGAAGUGUUGAGGUAGAAACCAUCUAUGAAAGUUUUCGGGGGGGAGGAAGGGGGGAUCCUUUUCUUUUUUUUUUUUUUUUUUCUUUUCAGAAAUGCAGAAGUUUAAAAAAAAGAAGCUGGGAUGGGGGAGAUAUGGGUGAUGAUGGUCGGGGAUGGGAGGAGGAGAGAGGAUGAGUAAAGCGGCGUCCGAAUGCUGAACUUUGAAACGAGACGGAAGGAGGAAGAAGAAGCAAGGAGACGAGGAACGGCAAGACUGUGAAGCGAUUGCACACUGAAGGAGAGGAAGCUGAGGGGAGGAUGGGAGGAUGGGAGUGGCAGGAGCGAGAGAUGAAGGACGGAGGGAGGAGAAACCUCCUCCCUGAGCGGAGGAGGUGACGGACUGACAGCCGAAGUGGAUUCGGAGGAGCUGAACUCCAACCACGGAAAGGAGAGACCUCAUCACACACUCCCUCUCUCCCUCUCUCUCUCUCUCUCUCUCUCUCUCUCUCUCCCUCACACACACCCACCAGACACACAUCUACUGUGACUCCUUCACACUUUACGUUGACAUGAGACGGCACAUUUCGGAUUUGUUCCUCUCUUCUCGCAAAUUUGUGUUGAAAUGCAUCUCUGCACAGGACAUACACACACACACACACACACACACACACACACACGCCCCAGACAGUCAGCAGACCCCUCCAUCAGAAACACACCACCUAACGCAGAUUUCACACAUUUUAAUGACUGUCACAAAUGCUUUCUGAUUGCAUCCAAUGACACCCAAACAAACACGCCCACCCCCACCCAGGCCACCCGCCACACACACACGCCCGCCCCCCCUGCUCGCCCGCACACACACUCUCCGCCCCACGCUCGCCACAAACCUGAUUACUUUCUUAUGACUCUCUGUUUCUGUGAUUAACACUAACCUGAUGGACACGGAAGGGAUGAAGAGAACGAGUGUGUGCAUCCCCGUCUCCUUCACAUGCCCUCACCUUCACACACACACACACACACACACACACACACACACACACACACACACACACACACACACUAGUGCCCGGCGCCUCAGCAACACGCCGCUGUGAUCGGAGGUGCAACAUGUUCAAAUGUGCAUACUAAUAAAGCUGUUUUGUGUUGCUCAAACAUGUUUAUGGCUUAUGUGUAAACUGAGCGGCGGUCGGAGAUUUCAUGCUUUUACUUUGUCCGGAGACGCACACACACACACACACACACACACACACACACACACACACACACACACACACAUACACACACGCACAUCUGCCAAGCCGCCAGUGUUGUUGCCAUGUUUUCCUGUGUGACGCCAGUGUUAAAUCUGAACCUUUUCAACAUUUCUCAGCUGUGUUUUGUAUCGGUAUCAUAUAAUCUUUCAUGCUUACGUGUCACAUUGGUCUGAAAUGAAUUUGUUCAACACAUGAUGAUGUUCAGAUAUGGUUUUUUGUACCGCGGGAGUCGGAGGAGGUCGGAGGUUGGAUUGUACUUGACUGUAUCAACUUUGAUUUAAAAAAAAAACUAAGAAAAAAAAAAUAUGAGAGGAAAUUCUUCUUUUUUUUUUUGUACAAUUUCCAAUUUGUGUUUUUUCUGUAUCCUGUUAAGUCUGUGUCGGUUUAAACAUGCUCAGAGUACCUAAACAAAAAAAAGAAAAAAAAUCCUUCAAGCCAAAUGAAGUGUGUGUUACUCUCUCUUCAUCCAUCUCUGAAUCCACGACGACAGUGUUUGGUGGGGAGCCGGUUGGACUUCCCGGCGUAGACUCGGCCCUGUUUUCUGUCCGUUUCCGUCCGUCUCUGCAGAGGUUUCUCUUUUCAGUUUAAUUUUUCUGCCUCUCACCCGGACCGGUCCGCUCAGCCGUCGCGUUUAUAGACACGGGGAGGAAGAAAAUGAUGUUUCUAUGGUAUGGAGGGCAGAGAGGAAGGAGAAGGGGGGGGAAAAAGAAGAGAGAGAGAUAGAGAGAGCGUCAAUUGUGUGUUAGUUUCUUUGUGCUGGAAGCCGGCGGGUGGAGGCCGCGGACCGAGGCGGUCCUCGUAUGUGACGCGUUGAGGUUCUGUAUCUGGGACAUUUGUGUGUGAGAAGGGUAUUUUUGUGUCCUCUUCUCUCUCUCUCCUUCCUUACACCCCCUUGUCUCCUCAUCACGGCGACCCCUGACCCCUCUCCACCCUUCCUUUCUUUAACCCAUGCUCCUCCCCUCCAACACACCUCCCUAAAGAGAGGAGAAAAAAAAUUAGUACAUUCCUGGUUUGGAAAAAAAAAAGAAAAACAACAAAACAAAGAUUGAAUAAAAAAGAAAGAAAA
Messenger RNA from Cololabis saira (Pacific saury), 5836 nucleotides. It is a transcript of the gene efnb3b, whose product is annotated as ephrin-B3b. The coding region runs from base 1163 to 2182 and encodes 339 amino acids. Gene Ontology annotation, biological process: ephrin receptor signaling pathway; axon guidance. Gene Ontology annotation, molecular function: ephrin receptor binding. The transcript is spliced from 5 exons. Lineage: Eukaryota; Metazoa; Chordata; Actinopteri; Beloniformes; Belonidae. Gene Ontology annotation, cellular component: plasma membrane. The record is from RefSeq and is a predicted model, not a curated record.